Molecule: messenger RNA, 6598 nt
Organism: Ostrea edulis (European flat oyster)
Lineage: Eukaryota; Metazoa; Mollusca; Bivalvia; Ostreida; Ostreidae
Product: N-chimaerin-like
Exons: 12
Coding region: 2682-4238 (518 amino acids)
Biological process (GO): regulation of GTPase activity; signal transduction
Molecular function (GO): GTPase activator activity
Source: RefSeq, a predicted model, not a curated record
GUUUUCUCAUAUUUCUUGUCACUGAGAAUCUUUUUAAGGUAGCCCUUGAAAAUAACAAAAGCCAUAUUUGUUAAAAUCAUGUCUUAGCACGCAAUAUAGAAUUGAAACUGCAGGGCAUUCUUAGCAAAAGUUCUGAAUAAAUAUGUUUUUUUAAAUUGAAAGAUAAUACCUUUGUUGGUUGAAGUAGACCUUUGUCACCAAGCAUUUAAAAUCAUAAAUGAAGAAAUCAACUAAAUUCAGACAAAUAUGUGUAGUGAUGAAAAUCUGUAAGGAUAAUUCCACAUGUAGCACAAAUAUAUUGUAAAGCAUUGCAGAUCUAGGUAAUCAGGGCAAGUAAGUUUUUUAUUUAUUUAUUUUUUAAUUUUAGGGUCUACAAACCCACUUUUUAGGCAUUAUAGGUACCAUCUCUAGGUCACAGCCCCCUCCCCUCCUCCUCCUCCUCCUUUUAAAAUUAGGUGGAUCUGCCUAGUGUGCUCUGAAAGUUCAGCAUUGGAUUGGGUGGGUGAGAUCUGAAGUAGCCACAGAUCUGUAGUAAUUAGGGCUAUACGGACUGUGGAUAUCAGCUUCAAUAGCUUGAAGUGUUAGAAUACAUGACUAGUACUGCAGGGGUCCCUGGUUCGAUUCCCAGUCCAGCCUAAGAUUUUCUCCUCUCCCCUAUAUACUACAUUUUGGUUUUGUCCACAUCACAAUUAUUACAACAGCUAGAUCAAAGAUUAUGAGUGUAACUGAGGAUUAAUUGUCAUUGCACAUAAUUUUGAGGGUGAUGUAAACUGAUGUCCCUUCAAUGGUCAUUGUAUGACUACUUUUCCUGCCUUGACAGUUUAAGUGGUCAUGAUAGUCAGGUGAACUUUGUGGUCAGCAUGAUCUGACUCACAGAUCAGGUAUUUAGACACAGCCAGGAGGGCUUAUCUGUAGGUGUGUUUAUGUUCAAACAUAUCCUUAGUACUAAUCAGCUGAUCCAUGUUUUUGAUAAUUAUUGAAUAAUGAAAAUGUACUGUUUAUCAGCAUUGCAUGGUAAGACUGAGUAAAAAGGAUACCGAGUUUCAAAACCAUUGCACAGCUUUGGAGAAAAUCUGUUGAAUGAUUCAUACUGGUGUAUUGAUCCAUAUGGGGGUAUAUAAUGAAGCAUUUCUGUAACCCUUUCCUCACUGUGUAUUGUAUAAGUGUUAUAAGACACAGGACACGUAAUGUAUUUCUCAGCAGUUGGAUGAAGUGUGCGUGAACAAAGUCCAGAGCCAACAGUAUAACCUAUCAUUGACAGUGAUAUUUAUUUGAAGUAAAAGGCAAUUUUAUGUGAUAUAUGCAUCAUAUGAAGAGGUUGGCUGAUGGGCAUGAGCAGCUAUUGAGAUAAAGUGUAUUCAUCUCCCCUUCCCUGAUAUGAUUAGGUUACUUGGCAUGAUGAAUGAGAACUGGCAUAUUUAGCUCAGUGCUUUAAACUACAACAGAAAAUUGAAGAACCUGCAGGGAAAUAUGUUGUUUAAGAAAUGUAUGUGUUUGUAAUUAAGAUGCAGUCAUCCACAGUGUUCAUCAUUUCUGUUUCAGGUCAAUGAAAAAGCAAUUAAUUGCCAUAUCAAGAAAAAAUUCUCACAAAAAGUACAGAAUUGAAUUUUUUUAAGAGAGAUUUCGAUUUAUGCUUACCCGACCUUGAUGAUAAAAAAAAUGCACAGGUGCUUCACAAAUGAAUAUACUCAAUGCAAGUUAUCUUGUGUGAAGUGGUGAGUUAUCAACCCUUUAUCAAUUCAAAUUUAAAAUUCUUUAAACACCACACACUAAGUACCUUUCCAAAUUUAAAAUGGAGGGUAAAGCUCAGGAAAUGACAAGGGAAUCACUAGUUGUAACACCGAGGCUGGUUAUUCAACAUGUAACUACACAACAUUGCUCCUAAUAUAGAGUCUGAAAUAAAAGGAAGUAAAUUAGAAGGGAAGUAGAAUGAUUUGUGAUGCCAUACAGAGGGAGGGUCUAUUGUGCUGGUUUAUCGUUAGUCCUCGUUAUCACGAUCUGCUAUAGUCCUUACCUGAGUCAACCCACCGUUAUUGAAACGUUUAAAAAAUAAGGCAGAGAAAGUGUGACGGUCAACAAUAACCUGAGGUGUAAGUGUUUGUAUGUUCAACCAGUCGUAUCCAUAAGGCGGAAGUUGUCAUAUGAAUCAGUGUGGACAGGAUUAGUUUUUGCACUAUCACUGCAGAUCAACAAGUGUCGGAUUAAACUCAUCAGACAGGUGUUAAGCUGUGUAUUGGAUUGUGGAUUAUAUGUGGAGUUAAGAAUGAUAGUACCAUACAUCUAUAAUGGAUUAAAAAUCAUACUUUUGUAGGGAAAAGUGUCAGCAGAUCUUUGUCAUGGAGUGUUGAUUUGUGAAACAGUUGUCUCCAUCUUUUCAGAUAGUGGAGGAAUUCAAGGAAUUCUGCUUCUCUUUCUAGUGACUAUAACAUCAGGGGCAACUUUGCAACAUGGUGUCAAUUCAUGAAAAGUAAUGAACAGUGAAUGAUCAAUCAAUCUCUGCACAAAAACAUUCCUAAACUAUAUAACAGACUGUGUUGUACAGCUUUAUCUGUGUUAGAGAUUGUUAUUUUUUCUUGCCCGUGCACUCAGUUGACAAUAGAGAAUCCAUGUGUUAGAAAAAGGCAGUCCCCAGUUAUUGCUAUAUUUGGUGUUGUGUCAGGGUUGUGGUCAGACAUAGGGAGAUGAUGUACCGAUUGGUGGUUGAGGGGGAGGAUGAGGGGGAAGACAAGAGACAUGAUUAUAUAACUGUACUUGCAGAUGGAGGUGAAAGCAAGCCGCUGCCCACAUGGAAAACUUAUUUAUACACCCUGCAACUCCAGGCACCGAAACCAAAGAAGAUUGUUUGUCAACGAGAGAUUCCAGGCAAGCCUUCAUUUUAUGGAAAGGAAUUCCAUGGCAACGUCACCCGAGAAGAGGCAGACAUACUGCUGUCCUUGGAGGGGGACGGAAGUUACUUGGUGAGGAAGAGUGAGAGAGCAGCAGAUGCCUACACUUUAGCAAUCAGAUUUGACAAUCAAACCAAAAAUUAUAAGUUGUACAAUGAUGGACAGCAUUAUGUUGGUGAUAAGCGAUUUGACACUGUCCACGACCUGGUGGCUGAUGGCCUCAUCCACUUUUACGUGGAACUCAAGGCGUCGGAUUACAUAGCAUCUCUUUCAAAUGAAUCAAAUUACGCAGAAUCUCCAUACCUAGCAUACACGGACAAACGCAAACGUCUGCAUCGCUCCAGGAAGUCCGUCAACAGUAAGCGGCUAGACUUUGGUGAACGCUCAGGGGAAGGAAGUAGUGGGAAUGCCAAUGGGAGUAUACAGCAACAGUAUUUAGAUGAUGAUCUUGAUAGUGUUGAUGAUGUGGAGAAAUAUGAAAAAGCUCACAAUUUUAAGACUCAGAACUUUAUUGGAUUACAUUGGUGUGACUUUUGUGCCAACUUUAUGUGGGGUCUCAUUGCCCAGGGAGUCAAAUGUUUAGAUUGUGGUUUUGAGGCACACAAAAAGUGCUCAGAAAAAGUACCAAAUGACUGCAUGCCUGAUAUCAAGUUUGUGAAGAAUCUGUUUGGUGCUGAUCUGACAACGGUGGUGAAGGCCAGAAACACACCAAUACCAGUGGUGGUGGAAAAAUGUAUCAAAGAAAUCGAACAAAGAGGUUUAGAAGCAGAAGGGUUGUACAGGAUUGCGGGGCUUCAUGAUGAGGUGGAAAGUAUCAGAAUGGCUUUUGAUAAAGAUGGAGAACACACCGCGAUUAGUGAGGCUAAAUACGAUGACAUUAACAGCAUCACCAGUGUACUCAAGUUGUACUUCAGAUUACUCCCCAUACCCCUCAUCACGUUCGAAGCCUAUAAAAUCAUCAUAGACACCAUGAAGCAAGAUGAGCCUCGCUCGAGAACCCAAAUAUUAAAGAUAAAGGAGGGCAUGAGUAAACUCCCGCCAGCUCAUUAUCAAACCCUUCGAUUCCUUCUGGCUCAUCUAAACAGGGUGACAGAGAAAAAACCCUCCAACAUGAUGGGACCAGACAACCUGGCCAUAGUGUUUGCACCGACACUAAUGCGAUGUCCGGAGCCAGAUCCCAUGAUGAGUCUAAUGAAUGCUCAGUUUGAACAGAAAGCUUUAGAGACACUGAUUGUGAAGUUCCGAGAGUUAUUCUCAAGAAUGAGUACAACUCAGAGUUUUGAAGCUAGUGCCAAAAGACCUAGUUUUGAUGCUCUUCGAAUAGCAGAUCAACCUCAUUUUGAUAAAGUCUGAGGCUUUCAUGUGAUGUAACAGUGUUUGUAUGCCCCCCGCCAUUAGAUGGAUGGGACAUAUAAUGUUAUCCUUUUCCAUCCUUCUGUCAUGAUUCAGUUUGCAUACAUUAUUUCUGCUACAGAUACACACAUUUAACUGAAAUUUGGUAUAUAGAUGUAUCAUGAGAAUGUCCAGGUCAAGUUCUUCAAUGAUUUUUGAUAGAGUUGUACCCUUUGGGCUUAGAAAAUGUAAAGUAAUUCAUAGUUUUGCUCAUUAUCUCAGUAAUUCUUGGACAUUUUGAAUUAAAAUUCAGAAUUUAAAUAUGUCAUGAGAAUACAUAGGUUAUUAAAGAUGAUCGUUGAGUCCAGGCAAACAAAAUUUGGCAGAGUUAUGCCUUUUGGACUUAGAAACCAGUUUCUGCUCUUUUAUCUCAUCUUUCUCUUACAUUGACAUUUUGAAUUGAAAUUUGGGAUAUGGAUAUAUCAUGAGAAUACAAUGGUCAAAUUACUUUGGGUUCCAGUCAGAUAAUUUAUUUGCAAAGUUCUGUCCCUUGAAUUUAGAAAAUUUUAAACAAUUCAGAUUUCACUCAAAUGGAUAUUAUGAAUCAAAUUUGGAAUAUAGAUAUGUCAUCAGAAUAUGCAGGUCAUUUACUGAUAUGGCUCCAGUCCGAUAUUAUUUUGGCAGAAUUAUGGUCCUUGGGUUGGGGCAUUUGUGUCACUCCAACACGUCUAUUUUUUUUUUUUUUUUUUUUUUUUUUUUUUACAUGAUUUUAGACAUCAACUUCUUAUUGUGCAUUUAUUUGGAUCCUGCAACAGAUAUGUCGUUGCUUGUUACCUCAUCAUAUGUAUACGUAUAAGUACAUAUGUAUACGUAUAAGUACUUUUGGCAGUAUUGAGCUAUAUAUAUCAAUCAUGUUUUUGACAAGUCUUGUUUGGACCAAAAGUUGCAAUAACAGUGUAAUUAUACACAUUUACGUGAACUUUAAUACUAUAAACCCUUUAUGUUUUGAUGUAUGUAGAUCAUCAUUAAUGCAAAGUGACAUGCAAGUACUGCUUCCUAUUAAAAAUUCAUUACUUUAAAAUCAUGAGGAAAGACUGAAAUUUUAUAGAUGUACAUGUAAGUAUUAGCAUCCUUUGUUGAAUGGUGUACAAUGUAAAUUGCUGUGCAUAAUGCAUAUUAAAAUAGAUGUCGUUCGAAUACCAGUAAAGAUUUGUUGUUAACAUGUGUGUCCAAAUAUCACAAUUCUUGCACAUAUAUCUUGUUUAUUUUUUAAGUUAAUACAAUAGAAAUAUUUCCAAGAAAUACAACACUAAUAUAUUUAGAAUCAGAUAAAGCAGUAUUCUGUGUUAGUGAUAUGCUUGGAUUACAUGUUACUAGUUUGUGUUUUAAUGGUAUAAUAUUCAUGUGCUGGCCGAUAACUUCAUGACCACCCUACAGGUUGUAAUAGAUCUAUGUACAUCCCGAUCAUCUCUUUCAUCUCAAAAUACAUUACAUCUAUAGCAAAAGAACUACCACACUGUAAAUCUGUGUCAAUACCUGUAUAACAGGUCGCUGUAAGAACUCCGAAUAACAAAGUUAAAACAAUUUUAUUUGUUGUGAAAUGACGAAUUUAAGGAUGAAAUCAGCUGAUAAUACUUGUGUGGUGACUUCAUACAAGAUUUAUCUGGGAAGGAAUAUUAUGUAGGUCAGUGGUAGGCUCGGUUUUCACGAUACAUUUAUUGUUUUUAUGACCUUCAAGAGCUCGAUUGUGUACAUGUACCAAGGAUAUCUUCAUGUCAAUCAAAAUUUGUUAACUAGUGAUUUCAUUUGCAAUUUUAGCUCAUAGUGACUUGUAAUUCUAAUCUUAUGAUUGCUCAUUCAGAGUUUGAAAGAAACAAUAGUGUAUACCAUAUGAUUUCGAGAAUAAGCAGAUGUCUACAUUUAAAACAAGAGUUCAAAUAUCAUGUUGCAUAUCAUUAAAGUUACGUCUCCAGCACGUUGUUAAAAUGAACCCAUUCACUUGUGUGACGUUUAGCAUCAUUUCUUUUUUGUACUAUUUUAUUAGUUUUGUACAAUAUUUUUAUUCAUUAGAUAUUAAAUAUGAUGAACGUACACAGGGUGAACUAACAGAACAUUCUUAUUUCUUUAUUGUGAGACAUGUGCUGUACAAUAACAAAAAAGGAUGUUAUUUUUUAUUUGUGUGAAUAGUUCAUGUUUUCUUCCCAUCAUGUAAAGAAUUAGUUAAUAUACAUGGCUAGAGCUACACAGACAAUGGGAAUCCAUUUACUUUAUACUCCUCCAUGUAUUGAAUUUUUUAAAUGUACUUUGUAAAUGUAUUCUAGUGCCCUUGUAAUUUUUCUGUAUUUGACUGAAACUCAAUAAAUGUGAAUCAAAUUUUUAAA